Molecule: messenger RNA, 1827 nt
Organism: Suillus bovinus
Lineage: Eukaryota; Fungi; Basidiomycota; Agaricomycetes; Boletales; Suillaceae
Product: membrane transport protein-domain-containing protein
Exons: 8
Coding region: 1-1827 (608 amino acids)
Biological process (GO): transmembrane transport
Cellular component (GO): endoplasmic reticulum; membrane
Source: RefSeq, a predicted model, not a curated record
AUGGCCAAUACUCCCAUCUGGCCACUUCUGUCCACUGUAUUCCAGUCAAUUCUGGAGGUAUUUCUGGUAUGUAGCGCAGGCUACAUACUCGCAUGGCGCCGUAUCAUCGACAAGCCCACUCAACGCGUGAUAAACCACAUCAACAUCUCCCUGUUCACGCCUGCACUGUUAUUCUCCAAAGUCGCAUUUUUCCUAAGUCCAGCAAAACUCAAGGAACUAUGGAUUAUUCCAAUUUUCUUUACAGUGGUCACCAUUUUCUCCGCGCUCGUGGCGAGAGUCCUUUCGAAGAUUUUUGGACUGAAGAAAUCUCAUCAAAACUUCGCUAUGGCUGCUUCCAUGUUCAUGAACUCGAACUCCCUACCCAUCGCUCUGAUGCAGAGCCUUGUGAUCAGUGUGCACGGCCUUAAGUGGACCCCAGACGACAACACGGACGCAAUGCUGGGUCGUGCACUUACGUACCUGGUACUGUAUAGCACCCUCGGGAUGAUGCUUCGAUGGAGCUACGGCGUGCGUCUGCUUUCCUCUGCAGACACCCCGCCUACGCCAACCUCUCUUCGUUCGCCCCAACUUGCGGCUGCGCCAUAUGAUGCCGAAGGAGCGCAAUACAUUGAUAAUGCAUCCCUAUCAGACGAGGCGACGCUUAACGAGCAUCAUCGUUUACCCAGAUCCCAGCCCACGAGUCCCACGAGUCCCUCUCAUCAUUGGCAAUCUCAGGUGCACCCUACAAGCCCUUUACAUUACUGGCAAACCCAAGCCCGUACCCAAGCUGUAUCCGUAACUUCGCCUCUCGAUGACACGAAUGCCAAUGAUCAAGAUACAGCAUGUGAGAUUCCUACCUUCAUCCCAGAACCUGCAGGCCAUAUCUAUGGACAACUACAUCCGCACCCCUCUCCAUCGUACCGUCACCUGUCCCCACCUCACCCAUCCCAACCGUCAUCUUCACGUCCGCCUUCGCGUUCCUCUCACUCACCACACCCAUCACGGAACAUGGCUAUAUACCAUUCCUCCCCAAAUUCACCUUCGCGGGAACAUACGCCUUUGGUCUCAGACAAUGUCACGCCCGCAGAUUCGGAGGACGAGAUAGAAGAUGGUACAGAAGUUAUUUUCCAACACCAUCAACACCAUGAGAGACUGGACACUGGUCUCCGACACAUCUGGAAGCGCACCAAAAGUGCAUGGCGCAGUAUCAAUGCGUUCAUGACAAUGCCCCUAUGGGCCUCUCUCCUUAGUCUCGUCGUCGCGUGUACUCCGCCGCUCCAAUCUGCGCUUGAACACAUGGAACCUGUUAAAGGCGCGCUUAGUGCCGCAGGCAAUUGCAGCAUACCACUGACGCUUGUGGUGCUUGGAGCAUACUUCUAUUCCGAACCUCCCGAGGACGACAUGCAAAGUGGAGAUCUGAUGGACUACGAGACAGACGAGACAAGGCGGGACCUCAGGAAAUCUCGUACCUCACUGCUCAGUACCCUUCAGGAGAUUUUGGUACUCAAACGCGCACAACCGCAGCCUCAGACGCCCGGGGAAAGCAAGACGGUGUUCGUGGCAGUGCUUGCAAGGAUGGUUGUCGUUCCAGCUGUGAUGCUUCCUGUGAUGGCGAUUCUUUCGAUGCUUGAUAUUCACGAUAUCUUUGAGGACCCCGUGUUUAUGGUGUCCAAUGUACUCUUGAUAGCAAGUCCACCAGCUCUGACGCUCGCGCAGAUGACGCAAGCAGCCUCGAACGACUCGUUUGAGAGGCUUAUAUCACGGACGGUUUUCUGGUCGUAUUGCGUUGUCACCCCACCAAGCACGAUUUUAGUUGUUGUUCUGGGGUUGUUGAUUGCUAAGCUGUGA